Messenger RNA from Solanum verrucosum, 5923 nucleotides. Its product is annotated as cysteine-tryptophan domain-containing zinc finger protein 7-like. Lineage: Eukaryota; Viridiplantae; Streptophyta; Magnoliopsida; Solanales; Solanaceae. The transcript has 11 exons. Gene Ontology annotation, molecular function: zinc ion binding. The record is from RefSeq and is a predicted model, not a curated record. Bases 422 to 5419 code for a protein of 1665 amino acids.
AAACAAAGCCUUUGUUUCUUUCUCUAUACCCUGUGGUAUCAUACAAUAGAAGAACAUCAUAUUGAGAAUCAAUUCGAUCGCUCGUUUCCUGGGGUUGUCAACACAUUUGAUUCUUCUAAAAUCCAUUUUGGGGUAUUUAAAAAUUAAUUUUUAAGUGUUUUUCUGGUCCAAUUUUUGAUAAACAACUAGGAAUAUACCUAGAUGAUCAAGAAGUUCAAUGGUAGUUAUUGAUUUUGAAGGUUGGAUAGGUAACUGUGCAAUUCCUUUCUGGGUUUUUCUGGGUUUUGUGAGUAGUUUAAUGGGUCGAAGUUGGAUUUUUGAAUUGUGAGUGAUAUGUUGGAUUUUAGGAUAGGUGGUAAAAGGGGGGCUAGGGUUAGGGUUUUGUGUUGAAAGGUUUGAAAUUUGGGGUUAGGUUAUAUUUAUGAGUUGGGGAAAUAGUAGGGUUCAGAUGAUGGAAGAACAUGACCUUGAAGAAGGGGAAGCAUGUUAUUACAACAAGGAUGAUGAUGAUACAAGCUUUGACCCUGAUAUAGCACUCUCUUACAUUGAUGAGAAACUUCAAAGUGUCCUGGGUCAUUUUCAGAAAGAUUUUGAAGGAGGUGUUUCUGCCGAGAAUUUGGGGGCAAAAUUUGGUGGUUAUGGUUCGUUUUUACCGACUUAUCAACGCUCCCCUUCAAUUCUACCUCAGCCAAGAACUCCACAGAAAUCUCAAAAUCAAGGCACAUCAAGAUCGCCCAGCCAAUUCGCCUCCGAGGGAUCUCUUCAGAACUCAAUGUCUGUGUCUGGUCUUCCUUCGACUAGGAGGAAUGGUACAGCUGCUUCCUGUGGUGGUCAUACCUUAAAUGAUUCAAGGGUUCCUUGUGGGGGUGAUUCCACAAGACAAGAUUCAUCUGCUCAAGAAUCUAAUAAGUUCCCUGCAAAACAUGAAGUUUCUAUGAUUAAGUCACUUAAUCCAACUGAUCAGAGAACACUCAAACUUCGGAUUAGAGUUGGUUCUGAUAAGACAGCUCAGAAGAGUACUGCUUUGCACACUAGUCUUGGACUUAUCUCUCCCUCUUCAUCGAUGGAAAAUAGUCCUACUGAGAGUGGUGAGAUGUUGGCCAAGGUUCAAGAAAGUCAUAGUGAUUCUCCAGCCAACAUCCUUCAGACUAUGACUUCUUUCCCAGUUGCUGGAAGUGUGCUGCUUUCACCUCUCCAUGAGAAGUUUUUGACUCUGUCAAGAAAUGAAAAACUUUUCGCAGAGAAUGAGCAUGUGGCUGCUGCAAAGGGUACUAACCCUCAAUCUGUCAUGUCUGCCAAUAGUUCAACUUCCAGGCUGGAAGAUGGAGAUGUCUUGAUCAGGAAGAAAAGUAAAUCAGUUGGUUUAAGUGGAUAUGUUGAGGAACUGAAUUCAGAGGUCAGAAAUGACACAAUGUCCUUGUUAAAGAAAAACUCGGGAAUUGAGAGCUUGAAAAACAGGCAUUGCUUCACAAAUGACCUUAAUCAGAGAGUCGUACAUGAUUUAGUAUGUGAUACUCAUGAAUCAGUGAAAGGUGCUGGUGGUGCACCUGAAGCUAUAAAAGCCUCAGAGAAGGAAGUUCCUCUGAAGAAAAGGGAGAUCAAUAGACUUAAAGAUCAACUGUUUGGUAGUGAUUUGGAUAAGGAUGACUCGUUAGAAUCAUUAUCUGACCUAAGUGGUGACAAAUAUGAUCACCAGGAAGUAAGAAGUAGAUCGGUGGAACUCCAGUUAGAAAGCUUUCAGAAAAAUGCUUCUUUUGAUAUCAAGGAAGGUGGCAUGAGCAAAUGCAGCAGAUCAGUUCCUUCAUUUAGAGCUGAUUCUGAUAUAUCUGAGAGUGAGAGGGAUUCUAGUGGGGCUGUCUCUCUGAGAAAGAAAGCUGUUAUGCAAGCUGCAAGCCAUAAACUUGACCAACCUAGGAUACCUCACACUGAGAAGCAGUCAUCUGAAGGCAAAAAGAAAUUAACAGAACAUCAACCUGGUUUGAAGCCUGCUGCAGAUGCGGCAGAGGUAAGAGGGGUUUCUACUACCUUCAAGAACAAGAAGAGUUCUAUGAAGGAUGUACGGGUGGCUCAUGUAUUUGAUGCACAGUUGAAAAAACCCACAAAUCAACUGGGUAGACCUCCAGGUGAUAAGUUGAAGAAAUCUAAACUGGAGGCACGUAAAGGACGGCAUUCAUCUUCUUCUAAAUCAAGACAGGUCCCAUGCAAAAGAGCUGAUAGUCUUGUGGCAUGUGCGACCCCUAUGAAGGAUCCUUCAGCCAUGGGCAUACAGGGUGUGAAAGAGCUGACCUCUGGAGCUGAGCCACCAGUUGCUCCUGUCUUUAUUGAAGAAGAUUGGGUUGCCUGUGAUAAAUGUGAGAAGUGGCGUCUUCUUCCAUAUGGUACAAAACCUGAGCAACUGCCUGAGAGGUGGAUGUGCAGUAUGUUAUACUGGCUGCCUGGAAUGAACCGUUGUGACAUUAGUGAGGAGGAGACUACAAGAGCUCUGCAUGCCUUGUACCAAAUGCCCCUGCCUGAUAACCUAAAUAGCCUUCAAAAUCAUGCUGGUAGAAGUGCGGCAGGAGUGGUUUCAGCUGAUAUGCAUGGUCUCGGUGGUAGCAGUCAGAACGUGGGUUUCGAUUACAUGGCUAAUGGAAGAAAGAAGAAAUAUAAAUUAAGAGAAACACCGAACACAAGCAGCAAUCAUGGUCCAAUGUUGACCACAAACUCAAACUUGCAAUCUGAGCUGGUCAAAAGCAGAAGUUUUAAGAAUGUGAACCAACCUGUUGCUGAAUCAAAUUCAAUUAGCAAAUCCAAUGCACAGAUUCCAGUUAAGUCGUCUGAUGUCCUUGGCAAACAUUUGAACAAACUGACGGAGCGCAUGGCUAAUGGUGAUGAAAAGCAAAAAAGGAAAUCCAAAAGGGAGUCCGAUCAAUAUGAUCGCAGGGAUUUGAAAAAGUUAAAAAUCAAAAGUGACCAAGCUUUUGUGGCAACUAGGGAAGUUGUGACUGGUACCCAGGACUACCAUGAACGUGGCAAUUUAAAGGAUACAAAGCCUGGAUUGACAGAAAGGUUACAAAUAUUGGAAAAGAAGCAUGGUAAUCGAGUCCAGGAUUCAAGGGAUAGUGGCUCGAUUGAUGUAAAAACUAAUAUUGGAAGAGAAAUUUCUAUAAAGAAAAGAAAAUUGAGGGAUCAAGACAAUUUAAUGAAUUCACAAAGUAAAGAUAAUCUCUUGGGUGACAGCGAUGGCAAUGCAAUUGUGGGGGAGGUUAGUGGUGAGAGUGGUUUCAGAAAACAGAAGAAACCCAAGGUGUUUCAUUCUGAAAAAAAGGAGCCCAGUACAAGCAAGGGUGAGGAGAAAUCAUCAAGAACAAGAGGUGCAGUUACCAGAAUUGUUCUACCAGGAACCAGGGAUUUUCCUAUAGAUAGAAGUGUAGAGAGAGAACAUCAGACAAAGAAGUACCGAGUGAAGGUUCAGUCUCGGUUGACGAUGGAAGAUAUUGAUUCAUUGAAAAAGGACUUGGGAUCUGAACAGUUACCAAUGGCUGCCACUUCAAGCUCGUCAAAAGUUUCUGAUUCCCGGAAACGUAGAGUGAAUCACCAAGUGAAAGGCUCUCCUGUAGGGUCUGUUUCCUCAUCUCCCAUGAGGAUGCUCAACAUGAGUAAGGCUUCACCUGCAAGAAUGGAGAGUUCAGGGAAAGAUGAUGCUAAAUUGGAUGACAUUGGAAGUCCAAGAAAAUAUUUGGAUAGGGAUGGCGAUUUUGAGAGUGAUAAAUGUAGGGUCUUGAUAAAGGGGAAAAGACCAGGUGUUCCUCAUUCGGAGGUUUAUGAAAAUUUUGUGCUAGAUUUUCAGGGUAAUGAUGCCAGGGAAAAAAUUGAAUCAUGUGGUAUACAUUCUUCCGACUUUGGAAAUAGCCAUAUGUGUAAUAAUAAUGUUGAUGUUCUGGAGCAAUGUGGCCCUUACAUGACUGAAAAGCGUGCUGCAUAUUGCUCUGAUGGCAAGGGUAGAUUGAGCAAGAAACACGUUUCUGUGCUUAACGAACAUAAAUCUGCCAAAGAUCCUCCUUUGCAAAAUAAGGAGAAAGACUGGAAUACUGGAUUUAAUACUCAAAGGGUAGAAGAGAACAUAUCUGAUCAACUGGGCAGCAAGGAAGUCCUGAAUUCAAAGAUUGACCCUAAUAAUCUUGACUCUAGUACUAAAUCUUUCAAAAACAAUCAGAAAGUCAGCAAGAAAGAUCCCACACAUUGUAGUGACAGCAGUAGAGAGCUCCGAUUGAAGCAUGAUGGUGUUGGGUCAACCACAAAGUUGAAUAGUGUAUGUGACUUGGAAGGAAAAGUUCUUACAAAGGAAAAACUUCAUCAGGAAAGUGAUACUCGAUUUGCAACAAAUGGUAGAUCAAUUCAGACAGAAUCCAGGGACCUAAGGUCACAAGUUGGUGUAUAUGCUGAAGAUCAAUUAGGCACAUCAGUUAUUAAGAGCAAAUCUGCUUCAGGUGCCCAGAAAGGAAGUUUUAAAAAUGUAGGGAUCGCUAAUUCUUCUGUAAGUGCCAGAGUGUCAACUAUGCUAAAAGAUCCUGGCAUUGGUGUGUGUCAAAAUGCGAGUCACAACAGCAUGGGCCGGUUGGAGUCUGAUCAUUGCGCAGUGCAGGAACCCAGUGCUCCUACCCCCUCAAAAAGAGAGUCCUCCAGUCAGACUGCUUCUAUUAUCUUGACAGAAGCUGAAAAGCUUAGAGAUACUGCUGAUCGUCUUAAGAACUCUGGAUUUCAUGCUGACUAUAAUCAUGGCUAUUUCCAAGCGGCAUUACUGUUUCUUCAGGGUGCUUCACAUUUAGAAAGCUCAAAUGGGGAAAGUAGCAAAUCUGGGGAGAUGAAUCAAAUACAAAUCUAUAGUAACGCAGCCAAACUUUGCGAAGCUUGUGCACUUGAAUACGAGAAGCAUGAUGAAACUGCCACUGCUGCUUUGGCCUAUAAGUGUAUGGAGGUUGCAUACAUGAGGGUGGUAAACUGCAAAAGUAUGAGUUCAAGUAGAAUUUGGCAUGAUCUGCAUGCAAAUUUGCAAGUUCCCCCUCUAGGUGAAUCUCCUUCAUCUUCCGCAUCUGAUGUUGAUAACACAAACAAUCUAACAGUGGCAGAGAAGACUGUUUUAUCAAAAGGCAGUGGUUCUCAUUCUGGAAAUCAUGUUAUUGCUCCUCGAAACCGUCCUAGUCUUGUUCGCCUGCUUGACUUUACAAAGGAUGUAAAUUCUGCAAUGGAGGCAUCUAGAAAAGCACAGAUUGCUUUUGCAGCUGCCACAAACGUUGGAGAGGCAGAGAAUAAGGACGCUUUCGUUUCAGUUAAACGGGUUAUUGACUUCAGUUUUCAGGAUGUAGAGGAGCUAAUACGUUUGGUGAGGCAAGCUAUCGAGGCAAUUAACCAUAAUGGUUUCGGUGGCAGUCGAGGUUAAAUCAACCAUGUAAUUUAUGUGGUUCUCCAUUCACAAGCAGGCCCUUGGAUAUGGGAAGGAAGUGAGGACCUGCGUUGCAAUUUGGUGAAGAGGCAUGCUGUUAAGUGUGUUAUAUUCCUGUACAUGUGUACAAAGUGGGAUUGAUUUGCUAUUUCAUGAAAUUUUGAGAAUUCAACUUUUUGGUAUAUGAUAAGGGCACAGAUGCUCAACCUUAAAAUUUACAGGUUGGGGAUGAGGUGUAUAAAGUUUCAACUCUUCAAGGAAAAGAUUCAGAGUUCACUUGAGAUCCAAUUUUGAAUAUUAGGUUCUUUUGGUUGGGAAUAGAGCAAAAUAGGAGUUCGGAUAUUGAGAACAUUAGUUGACAUAUCUAAGUAGACAUGAGUUUCAAUGUAGUCCCAAUGUUUCAUCCUUUACUAGAGGACUUGGAUCCUUAGGUUGCCGUAUAUAACUUCAUUUUUCCUAAUGGAACAUAAGGCACAAUUUUGGUGGAGGAACUUAGUGGAA